AUGGCUGCUGUAGGAGCUAAAACAAAGGAAGCUGAAUAUCACCAUGGUGACUGCUCCAUUCGACUUUCAAAUCCAAACAUAGCAACAAUGAAAGAAGAUGUUUUAUACCAUUUCAGUCUCAGCACCAGUACACAUGAUUUCCCAGCUAUGUUUGGAGAUGUGAAGUUUGUGUGUGUUGGUGGAAGUGCCUCCCGGAUGAAAGACUUCACCAGCUAUGUGGCUCAGGAGCUGGGCCUUGAACGACCAGGUGUGGACUAUCCCAACAUCUGUGCUGGAACUGACCGCUUUGCCAUGUAUAAAGUAGGACCAGUGCUAAGUGUCAGUCAUGGCAUGGGCAUCCCUUCCAUCGCAAUCAUGCUACAUGAGCUCAUCAAGCUGCUGUACUACGCUAGGUGUUCCAAUGUCACCAUCAUCCGCAUUGGCACUUCUGGUGGCAUAGGUCUGGAGCCUGGGUCUGUGGUCAUCACCCAACAAGCAGUGGAUGCCUACUUCAAGCCUGAGUUUGAGCAGGUUGUCCUGGGAAAGCGGGUCGUUCGGAGCACACACCUUGAUGACCAGCUAGCACAGGAGCUGAUGCAGUGUUCCAAAGAGCUGGAUGAGUUCCCCACAGUCAUGGGGAACACCAUGUGCACCUCAGAUUUCUAUGAAGGGCAAGGCCGCCUGGAUGGUGCUUUCUGCUCGUACACAGAAGAGGACAAACAGGAGUAUUUGAGGGCAGCCCAUGCUGUGGGUAUUCGGAAUAUUGAGAUGGAAUCUUCAGUUUUUGCUGCCAUGUGUACUGCUUCUGGCCUCCGAGCGGCCGUGGUGUGUGUCACCCUCCUCAACCGAUUGGAUGGAGACCAGGUCAACAGCCCACAUGACGUGUAUGUGGAGUAUCAGAAGCGGCCACAGAGGCUGGUGGCCUAUUUCAUAAAGAAAUGCCUCAGGAAAAUGUGA
This is a messenger RNA of Orycteropus afer afer, 936 nucleotides long. It is a transcript of the gene UPP1, whose product is annotated as uridine phosphorylase 1. Gene Ontology annotation, molecular function: uridine phosphorylase activity. The record is from RefSeq and is a predicted model, not a curated record. Bases 1 to 936 code for a protein of 311 amino acids. The transcript has 7 exons. Gene Ontology annotation, biological process: uridine catabolic process; nucleotide catabolic process. Gene Ontology annotation, cellular component: cytoplasm; cytosol. Lineage: Eukaryota; Metazoa; Chordata; Mammalia; Tubulidentata; Orycteropodidae.